Venustampulla echinocandica is the source of this 474-nucleotide messenger RNA. RefSeq lists its product as uncharacterized. The transcript is spliced from 3 exons. The coding region runs from base 1 to 474 and encodes 157 amino acids. The record is from RefSeq and is a predicted model, not a curated record. Lineage: Eukaryota; Fungi; Ascomycota; Leotiomycetes; Helotiales; Pleuroascaceae.
AUGUCUGCUCUGACUGAAGUUAUCUCUAUUAAACCGAGAGCACCAAGGAAUACUGUGGUUGACUGUAUGAACGCGUCGGUAGGGCAGCAAUAUUGGAUCGGGCAGGAUAUUCGAUGGAGAAAUUUUCUUGCAGCUCGAAAUACCUUUGUUCGGGAGCGAUUGCAAUUUGAAACAGGGUUAUCGCCAAAACAGUUUAAGGGCCUAGCUAUGGUCCAGAGGCGCUACCGUAUAGGCCAAUUAGAGCGCAUCUUUGCUGCUGGAUUCUUCCAGUAUACUCGUGAUAGUGAUUGGAUGCAGGAAGCUGUUGGGAAUAGUGACAGUUGGAUAUAUAUUCAUGGUAUGAGCGCAUGGCAUGUUAAAUCAGCCCUCCAUGCCUUAGAGCAUAACAGCAGAGGAUCGUCCGCAGAUUCGGCAACCGCGCCCACUGACUCGGCUUCAUCCGCCCAGGCCAUGCUGUCUCCUCUUCCGCUUUAG